UGAUAGUGUUGCAAGAAGCUAAGGAUUGGGUUCAAGAAGCGCCAGGAUCACGUGAAAGCAGGGAAUCGUUGAAACAUAGGUGCCGGAAGACCGAUGGGCAAGAAGAACAAAAAUGGUCCCCAAUCGCAAACACUGAGCAUCCCAAACAAAGAACUCAUCCAGCGCAUGAGCUUUUUGUAUCAAUCUACCGUGUACCUCGGUGCACUGUCUAAUGCGACACCCCCUACAUCCCCUUCGAAAAGACGAUCUUUUUCGAAUCUGGCAAGAAACCAGGCCAGCAUUCUCCGGAGCAUUGGAGCCAAGGCACAAAUCAGGAUGGAUCCAGCCGUCAAGAGAUCAAUGUGUAAAUCUUGUAACAGUAUCCUGAUCCCGGGUAGUACUUGUUCCACACGUAUCAAGAGUUCUCCCAUACAUGGGAAUCGACGAACCACCACAUGUCUCAAUUGUCAUACUUCCCGGUCAAUUCCAUCUCCCCCCGAACCGAGGGAUGGAAAAGAAACUGCUUCUAGUCUGAUCGGACACUCAGAAAUGCUUAAGGAGCCCAUCGUGACCGAUGCGGUAUCAGACGACGAAUUAGAGAGGUGUCGUCAGAAGCUGGAGCGUCGAAAAAGGCCGACUUCCAAGAGACCGAUCCUCAGCGAGAGAGAUGUUGGCCACAUCCGCCUUCGUGGGAACGAGGUCAUCCCAUGACACCCCUUACCAUUGGCACUCCAUUGGUGAAAUGGCGCGGUUUACUUUGCACUUGGUGUCCCAGCAGGGUUUUGAGCGAAAUACCAAGAAACUGAGUGCCGCUUCCCUAUUCCCAUGGCUCAUGUUGGACGUGUUGCUAUCGGUGUUCCAAUGCCUGGAAGUGCACAGGUUGAAUUGCUGUUGCACACCAGUGAUCCACCAUUCGACUUGGGACACGAUUGAAUACAAAUGGAAAGAAGAAUCAUAUGUAAUGUAGCUAGUGAGCAAACCCUAUGGAACAGAUUAAUUGCAGUUCUUU
This is a messenger RNA of Cantharellus anzutake, 988 nucleotides long. RefSeq names its product RNAse P Rpr2/Rpp21/SNM1 subunit domain-containing protein. Bases 94 to 690 code for a protein of 198 amino acids. The transcript has 3 exons. Lineage: Eukaryota; Fungi; Basidiomycota; Agaricomycetes; Cantharellales; Hydnaceae. The record is from RefSeq and is a predicted model, not a curated record. Gene Ontology annotation, cellular component: nucleolar ribonuclease P complex. Gene Ontology annotation, biological process: tRNA processing.